This is a messenger RNA of Erythranthe guttata (spotted monkey flower), 1809 nucleotides long. Its product is annotated as berberine bridge enzyme-like 8. The record is from RefSeq and is a predicted model, not a curated record. Gene Ontology annotation, molecular function: oxidoreductase activity; FAD binding. NCBI's taxonomy places the organism in Eukaryota, Viridiplantae, Streptophyta, Magnoliopsida, Lamiales, Phrymaceae.
GCAGAUAAGAAUUUAACGGUCGAAAAUAUAUUUGCUAAUUGAUUCAUAAAUAAUUGUUCUAUAUUAUAUGUAAAUCUGGAUCAUAUUCAGAUACGUAACUAUAGAGAAAAAGAAAAUGAAAUACACAUACUUGUUACCGAUCAUACUUUUGGCAGCAAUUUCAUUUGCUAGUAAUUCUGUUUCAACAAAUGGUGGUGUAAACUUACUUCAAUGCCUUAAUUCCAAUUCCGAUCCAUCUCAACCAAUAUCCCAAGCAUUAUAUUUCCCGACCAACUCAUCGUACUCCGACGUUCUACAGUCGUACAUCCGAAACCUACUCUUCAGUGGGCCCACAACACCGAAGCCACAAUUCAUCGUCGCAGCCGCACACGUGUCCCACAUCCAAGCGUCCAUCAUCUGCGCCAAAUCCCAUGGCCUGGAAAUGAGAAUCCGAAGCGGGGGCCAUGAUUUCGAGGGCUUCUCGUACGUAUCCGGCAAACCCUUCUUCAUCCUCGACAUGUUCAACCUCCGGGCAAUCCACGUCAGCAUCGAGGAAGAAACCGCCUGGGUGGAAACCGGCGCCACCCUGGGCGAACUCUACUACAGAAUCUCCGAGAAGAGCAGCACUCACGCCUUCCCUGGCGGAACCUGCCCUUCGGUCGGCGUCGGUGGCCACAUCACCGCCGGCGGAUUCGGCAACAUGGUCAGGAAAUACGGCCUCGCCUCCGACAAUGUCGUCGACGCAACACUCGUCGACGCCAGCGGACGACUUCUCGAUCGGAAAUCAAUGGGCGAGGAUCUAUUCUGGGCAGUAACGGGCGGCGGGGCCGCCAGCUUCGGAGUUGUUCUCGCGUACAAAAUCCGGCUCGUUAGGGUUCCAGCGACUGUGUCUUUCGCAGUAAUUCAGAUUACUGACGGUCAGCACGGAAAUAGUAAUAGUAAUAGUAAUAGUAAUAAUUUCACAGACACCGUCUACAAAUAUCUCCAAAUUGCCGACAAACUGAACGACGAAAUAUUCAUCAAACUAGCAUUCAACGUCGUCAAAGUUGGUCGUACCAAAGCGGUAAACGGCACAUUCCUCAUCCUAUUUCUUGGUAACUCAGAAAGUCUCGUCGACCUAAUGAAUGAAAAACUCCCCGAACUGGGAUUAACUAAACCCAACUGCGCUGACGUCAGCUGGGUUGAGUCAAUGGUCCGGUGGACGGCUUUUCCGGCGGGAACCCCGACGAGUAUUCUGCUUAGCAGAAUCCACCCGGGGCAGGCUCGAUUAAAGAGAAAAUCCGAUUUCUUAAAAAAUCCCAUUUCCAAAAAGGGAUUGGAAAUCAUAUUCAACAAAAUGAAGGAACCGGAAACUCCGGUUCUAAAAUUCUUCCCAUUUGGUGGAAUCAUGAAUAAAGUUUCAUCUUCUGCUAAACCUUUCCCGCACCGAGCUGGCAAUAUAGCCCUGAUCGAAAUCGCGACAAAUUGGAACCAGACAGAAGGAGCUCAGGAUGAUGAUUAUUACAUGAAUAUUACCAGAAAGUUUUAUGAAUGUAUCACUCCUUUUGUGUCGAAAUCCAGGGAAGCAUAUCUUGGUUAUAGGGAUAUUGAUUUGGGAAUCAAUAAUCACGGCCCCAAUAGUUACUAUGAAGCAGCAGCUACUUAUGGUUUCAAAUAUUACAAGAAUAAUUUCCACAGAUUGGUGCAGAUUAAGUCCAAGGCCGAUCCUGAUGAUUUUUUUAGAUAUGAGCAAAGUAUUCCUAUUUUUCCCAAUAUUGCCACUGCAUGAAUAUCAUAAUUAUCAAUCAAUGUUCUGAACCAAAAAUAAAUAAAUAAAUCAUUAUUUGUAGA